AUGGAGAGCUGGCCUCCGCAGCGGCGGGUCCUGCCGGGCCCCCUCCCGAGCCCCUGGCUGCUGGGCUUGUUCCUGCUCCCCUGGACCCUGCAGCUCGCAGGUGCAGGUACGCGGUCAGUGACACACACUGGCCUCCCCAUCGUGGUCUCUCUGGCCAACAAGACCGUUUCCUUCGACUGCAAGAUCACCUACCCAUACACCACCAAGUUCAAGGACUUCACAGUCGACUACUUUUAUGUGGACCUCCAGGGCCGGGAAAGCUCUAAGGAGAAGAUCAACUGCAAUCGUGGCCAGGGCAGAGAAAACGAGACCCACACCACAAACUGUCCGGUCACCCCCAAGCUGCCUGACGCAUCUGCCACCGGCACCUACUACUGCUCCGUCGGCUGGUGGGACUCCAAGAUGAUAGGGAACGGCACCUUCAUCCUUGUCCGAGACACAGGGUACCGAGAGCCCCCACAGGGCCCCCAGAAGCUCUUGCUCUUUUGCUUCGUUGGCAUCCUGACUGUCCUGAGCAUCCUGGCCACGGCCCUGCUGCUCUGGAAGAAGAGGCAGAUGCAGGCUCCACGGAAGCACCCGGGCCCCAGCGCUGCCAGAAGCCAAGAGCAGCCUCCAUCUGAAUCCAUCUACACGGACCUGCAGCGCCGACAGACUGAGGUCUAUGACUGCAUCCAGAGUGAAGCCCGCAGCCCGCUCUCCACCCACGACCUGCUCUCCCAGGAGAAACAGCAUAGCCUUGAGGGUGACGGUGAAUUUAACAUGGUCUAUGAGAAUCUCUAGGACGAGCGCCACCUGCCCACGCAUCUUGUCCUGGAUUAGAGGUCCUGGGGCAGCCUCUCCCUCCAAAGGACUUGAUCUGUACCAGGAGUGAGGCCCCAGGGGUGCCCCAACACCUCAUCCCCACAUGAAGAGGGUGCCCUCUUGCCUUGGCCAGCCGCACCCCCUGUUCUG
This is a messenger RNA of Hippopotamus amphibius kiboko, 951 nucleotides long. RefSeq names its product NFAT activating protein with ITAM motif 1 (gene NFAM1). The record is from RefSeq and is a predicted model, not a curated record. The transcript has 7 exons. Lineage: Eukaryota; Metazoa; Chordata; Mammalia; Artiodactyla; Hippopotamidae. The coding region runs from base 1 to 780 and encodes 259 amino acids. Gene Ontology annotation, cellular component: membrane raft. Gene Ontology annotation, biological process: positive regulation of cytokine production; regulation of B cell differentiation; positive regulation of B cell receptor signaling pathway. Gene Ontology annotation, molecular function: transmembrane signaling receptor activity.